Messenger RNA from Aquila chrysaetos chrysaetos, 4821 nucleotides. It is a transcript of the gene MYLK2, whose product is annotated as myosin light chain kinase 2. Gene Ontology annotation, cellular component: cytoplasm; nucleus. NCBI's taxonomy places the organism in Eukaryota, Metazoa, Chordata, Aves, Accipitriformes, Accipitridae. Gene Ontology annotation, molecular function: myosin light chain kinase activity; ATP binding. The coding region runs from base 168 to 3146 and encodes 992 amino acids. The record is from RefSeq and is a predicted model, not a curated record. Gene Ontology annotation, biological process: positive regulation of apoptotic process; protein phosphorylation; intracellular signal transduction. The transcript is spliced from 12 exons.
GCCUGCACUAAUCCGGCUCCGUUACACCCGGGAUAGAAGAGGCUGCUCCCUCCGGGCGCUGCCACAGUGCAGAUGCUGCCCUCCUGACCGCCCUCUGCACCGGGACCCAGGAGCCUCGCCAGACCGGGAGCACCGCAGGGCAGCCGCCUUCUGCCCGGAGAGUCCCCAUGGAGCAGGGCGGUGGGGUGGGCAGCAUGCCUGGUGCUGGGGGGGCCGGUGGCACGGCCCCUCCUGAAGCAGUGGGCAACGCAGCCCCAGCGGCCCCUCAGGCUGCCCAGCCCCAAGGGGGGACGGUGCCGGCUGCCGCCGAGGCGCAGGACGGAGGGCAGGCAGAGCCUGGGAAGGAGAAGGCUGUGGGAGACGCCGGAGGAGGGAAGGCAGAGCCGGUGGGGCAGACGGCGCCGACUGUUCAAGAGCCACAGGCUGGAGGGAAGGCAACGCCGGCAGAGGAGGCAGCUUCAGCUGCGCAGCACGAUGGAGGGCAGGCAGCAGCCGUCGAGGAGAAGGUGCCGGCUGCUGCCAAGGCCCAGGAUGGAGGCAAGGAUGGGAAGGAAAAAGCUCUAGCUGCAGGAGAGCUCAAAGGAGGGAAGCCCUCUGUGGAAGGGAAGGCUCCAGCUGUAGCAGAGGCUCAGGACGGAGGGAAGCACAAGCCCGGGAAGGAGCAAGCCCCUGGCGGGUUAGAGGCUGGGGUUGGUGGGAAAGCAGAGCCCACGGAGAAGGCGGCUCCGGCUGCAGUGGAGGCUGAAGGAGGGAAGGCAAAACCCGCAAAGGAGACGGCCUUGGCUGCAGCAGCACAGGCUCGGGAUGGAGGCAAAGAAGAGCCUGCAAAGGAUAAAACCAUGGCUGCUGCAAAGGAAAAGCUCUCAGUGGCUCCAAAGUGUCAGGAUGGAGGGAAGAAAGCUGCAAAGGCAGAGAAAACCCCAGCUGAUAAAAAGCCUGCAAAGGAGAAGACUCCAGCUACUGUAAAAGCUCAGGCAGGAGAGGAUAAAGUGGCAAAGGCAGAAAAAGCCCCAGCUGCAAAAAAAGCUCAAGAUGGAGGCAAAGAGGAGCCUGCAAAGGAGAAAGCCGCAGCUCCUGCAAAGGAGAAGGCCUCAGAUGCUGCCAAGUCUCAGGAUGGAGAGAAGGCAGCAGCAAAGGCAGAGAAAACCCCAGCUGCAAAAAAGGCUCAGGAUGAAAGCAAAGAAAAGCCUGCGAAGGAGAAAGCCGCAGCUCCUGCGAAGGAGAAAGCCGCAGCUCCUGCGAAGGAGAAAGCCGCAGCUCCUGCGAAGGAGAAGGCCUCAGAUGCUGCCAAGUCUCAGGAUGGAGAGAAGGCAGCAGCAAAGGCAGAGAAAACCCCAGCUGCAAAAAAGGCUCAGGAUGAAAGCAAAGAAAAGCCUGCGAAGGAGAAAGCCGCAGCUCCUGCGAAGGAGAAGGCCUCAGAUGCUGCCAAGUCUCAGGAUGGAGAGAAGGCAGCAGCAAAGGCAGAGAAAACCCCAGCUGCAAAAAAGGCUCAGGAUGAAAGCAAAGAAAAGCCUGCGAAGGAGAAGGCCCCGGCUGCUGCAAAGGAGAAGUCUCUGGCUGCUGUAAAGGCUCAGGAUGGAGGGAAGGAAGCCGCAAAGGUGGAAUCCCCCCCAGCUGCAGCGGAGGCUGGGGAUGGAGGCAAGGAGCCCACAGAGGCAGCGGCCGUGGCUGCUGCGAAGGCUCAGGGUGAAGGGGAGAAAGCGGCAAAGGUGAUGGAUGAGCAGCAGCAGUCGAGGGGUCCUGAGCCCCCGCGCCCGGUGCUGCUGCAGAGCCUGAGCUGCCCAGCCGCUUGCCAAAGGGAGGAGCAGCCCUGGGCGGGGGUGGCAGCGAUGGAGAUGAUACCGGAGGAGACCACAGCCGCGGAGCCGAGAGAGGGUCCGACGGAGCCUGGCCCUGCCCCGUCAGCCCCAGGGGACCAGCAGCCCCCGGAGACCCCCGGCCCCGCAGGGAGCCCUGGCACCCCCCAGGAGAGGACAUUGCCCGGUGCCACAGGGCAGCCCCCGGAUCCCACCGGGGCCACGGAACAGCCUGGCCCUGGGGGGCAACCGUCCUCGACAGAAGCAGAGCCACCCCCCAGCCCCUACCUCACCCCCGAUUUUGGGAAGGAAGACCCUUUCGAGAUACUGGAUGAUGUCCCUCCGCCGCCGGCGCCCUUCGCGCACCGUAUCGUCACCCUGCGGUCCGGCAACAUCAGCUCCCAGUUCAACCUCAGCUCUAAGGACAUCCUGGGAGGGGGCAAGUUUGGCGAAGUCCACACGUGCACGGAGAAGCAGACAGGGCUCAAGCUGGCGGCCAAAGUGAUCCGGAAGCAGGGUGCCAAGGACAAGGAGAUGGUGCUGCUGGAGAUCGAUGUGAUGAACCAGCUGAACCACCGCAACCUCAUCCAGCUCUAUGAUGCUAUCGAGACACCCCGGGAGAUCAUCCUCUUCAUGGAGUUCGUGGAGGGCGGCGAGCUCUUCGAGCGGAUCGUCGACGAUGACUACCACCUGACGGAGGUGGACUGCAUGGUGUUCGUCCGGCAGAUCUGUGAGGGCAUCCGCUUCAUGCACCACAUGCGCGUCCUCCACCUCGACCUCAAGCCCGAGAACAUCCUCUGUGUUGCUGCCACCGGGCACAUGGUGAAGAUCAUCGACUUUGGGCUGGCUCGAAGGUACAACCCCCAGGAGAAGCUGAAGGUGAACUUCGGCACCCCUGAAUUCCUUUCCCCCGAGGUGGUCAACUACGAGCAGGUCUCCUACUCCACGGACAUGUGGAGCAUGGGCGUCAUCACCUACAUGCUGCUCAGCGGCCUCUCCCCCUUCUUGGGUGACAAUGACACUGAGACACUCAACAACGUCCUGGCUGCCAACUGGUACUUCGAUGAGGAGACCUUCGAGAGCGUCUCUGAUGAGGCCAAGGACUUCGUCUCAAACCUCAUCAUCAAGGAGAAGAGCGGCCGGAUGAGCGCCGGCCAGUGCCUGCAGCAUCCCUGGCUCAACAACCUGGCAGAAAAGGCCAAGCGCUGCAACCGCCGGCUCAAGUCCCAGGUGCUGCUCAAGAAAUACGUCAUGCGGCGGCGCUGGAAGAAAAACUUCAUCGGGGUGUGUGCAGCCAACCGCUUCAAGAAGAUCACCAGCUCGGGGUCGCUGACAGCACUGGGCGUCUGAGCAGGGGGCUCCCGGUGGGAGCCCGAGCCUCGUGUGAGCCGAGGCCAGAGAGGAACUGCUUGAGAGAGUCCCACGUCAGUCUUGCUUCUGGACGGCAGCAGGACCUCGCUGGGCUCCUUGCUUCGCACCUCGGGGGCCAGAGGCUGGAGCCACGCAGCCCCCUCCCUGCCCGUACUGCUGCCGGAUGGCUGCUCUGGACCCUGCUGCGGCACGCCGCUGCACCCCUGCUCCGUGCCCCCCGCCACCGCGGGUGCUGCUCUGCUGCGUCCCUUGGGGCUGCGCCCUGCCUUGGCACGCAGCGGCUGCGGGACUGCUCGGGGGGGCCGGGACCCCGCCGGGCUCCUCACCCGCACCAGCCGCUGCGGAGCUGCUCUGCCGAGCUUAUCUCACCCUGUGCCACAUUUCUGCGCCGGGGACCUGCUGCUGGGGAUGCCGGCAGCACCCUCCUGGGCUCCUGGGGCUCCAGCCCUCCCCGUUCCCAUUGAGCCAAUGUUCCCGUGUGGAUUUCCUCAGACUGCGAGGCCGCUCCCGAGUGCUGGUUUCCAAUCUCAUCCCUGGCCCAGCUGUGCGAUGCCUGACCUGCAGCAUCUCUGCUCCGCUCCUCCUUCCUUCUCAUGGCCCUGGAGGAGAAAUUCCGGCUGCCUGGGCCGCCCUGCGCGCUUGCCGCUACCUUGGACCCAAGACUUGCGUGCUCUGCCUGUAAAUGCUGCAACCCUGCCCUGCCUUCGCUGUCGCUGGACCCUGAGCUGCCCGACCUCCCUUCCCAGCACCGUGGCUUGGUGCAGGGAUGCUGGAGGGCAGGCGUGGACCCUCACCCUGGCGCUUUGGCACCGGAGCCGGGGCCCAAGCGCCUCCUCCUUGGCCGGCUGGGCGUGCGGGAGCGGAGCUGGCCCCGAGCUGCUGCUCGCACAGGAAGGGAGGAAGCGGCGAGCACGCUUCCAGCAGUGUCCCCAGCUGGGAGCCAGCGAGGGAAGAAGGAGGCUUUGUGUUCCUCCUGCCCUCCCUGCCCUUCGGCUCUGCCAGCGGGGGAAAAACACAACCUCUGCUUCACCCGUCCCCGCCAGAUCAAGAUGAGCGAGGCGUCCUAAUGCAGAGCAGCUGGACCGUGCUCCCCCGCGAGCAUCGCUCCAGCCCCGACCACCAACACACAGGAACUGCUGGUCGGCGGCUGCGGCCGCCAGCUCCCCCCGCCACACGCGGGGGCUCCCCGGGACCGGCCGGACCGUGGGAGGCGGGUGCUGCCCCCGCUCCUCCGCCUCGCCCCGACCCCCUUCCCCUCUGCCUGCGCCCCUCAGGGGUCCCCGAUGCUGCCGGAGAAUGGGCAGCCCCUGGGCUUUGCAGCUUCCAGCCUUGCCCGCUGCAGGAGGGGAUGGGGGGCUGGUGGGGGGUCCCGGGUUCUCCCUGCUCUCCAGCUUUGUCUUUCGCUGUGGCCGAGCCCCCCCGAGCCAGGGCUGUGUGCUUGCUCUGGGGCCGUCUGUGCCCUCUGCGCCUGCUGGAAAAAACCUGGGGAGAGAGGGGGGAGGCGCUGGCCCCCCAGCCCCACCGGCUGCAGCAGGUGAAGGGGCUUCAGGUUUGUCCCCACCAGGCAGGGGCCGUGACUCGCAGCGCCCAGCCUAAUGCCCGAGUCCUGCCCGGCUCUCGCCUUCUUGUAAAUAAAUGUACAGGUCUGCCCGCA